AUGAAACUUACUUUUAAUAUUAUCAUCAUUACUUUUAUUACCGCUUUGUUCACUUUUUACCCCAUUGAAUCUUUGUCUUCCAACGAAUCUAUAUCCUUUAAUGAAUCUGUCUCUUCCGUUCCACCACCUUCAGGGAUCUGUUUAAAGUCAAAAAUAGUCGCUAAUGGUACUCAAAUUAAAACCGGUAGUGAUCUUGGAGGAUGGUGUUCUAGCUUAAUCCAAGGUCAAAUUCCGGCAAACGAACUUAUGAUCUCUACUCUUAUUAUUAAACCAAAGGAUGGAUCUACUGUACCAGCAAAUCAGAACUUUACUUUAUCAAUUAAAAUUGUUAAUUUACAAACAGGUUAUUUUUCUGAUACUGAUGGAGAAUACUAUACCAUACCACAAGAACUUAAUGAAGAAGGGAUCGUCAAAGGACAUUGUCAUGUUGUUAUUCAAAAAUUAACCUAUGAUAACGACGGAGAAAUUGUUCCGAAUCCUAAUAUAUUUGCUUUUUUUAAAGGUUUGAAUGAGCCAGCUAAUGAUCAAGGUAUAUUAGAAACAGAAGUUGGCUCGGCUUUAGAACCUGGUUUACCAAGUGGUAAAUAUCGUAUAUGUACGAUGGUUUCCUCGUACACCCAUCAACCAGUCAUCAUGCCCGUUGCUCAACGUGGUUCACAAGAUGACUGCAUUCGUUUUAUCGUUGGAAGUUAA
Molecule: messenger RNA, 693 nt
Organism: Cetraspora pellucida
Lineage: Eukaryota; Fungi; Glomeromycota; Glomeromycetes; Diversisporales; Gigasporaceae
Source: the annotation of a GenBank genome assembly